UGUAUUAAUCCUGAUCAUUAUUUUCCCACUUACAUUGAUGCUAGAAAUUUGAUUCUAACCUGUCAUAGAAAAUGAAGAAAGCUACAAAUAUUAUGAAAAUUAUAAAGGGAAUUCCCAGCAUGUAUAAAUAGUCUCUUGAUCUUGUAGUUAGCUCAAUAUAAUAUGCACCAUAUCGAUUAUUUUACGGCAGCCAGUUUUAAAACAAUUAAAGUUAUUCAUAACCCACAAUAGUUAAAUCCCAAAAGAUAUCAGCUGAUAGCCUUGUUAUGUACGAUAUUAUUUAAUGUUUAGAGCUAUUCGAAGUUUUUGUCUUUAGCAAAGUAACAUGUAUCUGCGACCAUUAGAUAUAUGUUUCAGUCACGACUCUAUUGGCCGUUCUUUUGGUCGUUGUACUUCUCAUCCAUACAGACCGAUUGGUGAAACAUUGGACGAUAUUCUGACUGGAAAGAUUAAUGUCGACUCCAUUUCUAGUAUUUCUGUUUACAAAAAGAAUAAAAAAUGGUUCACAGCUGACAACAGAAGAUUGUGGGUGUUCCAGGAGGCAGAAAAACGUGGGAAGUGUAGCGAAAUUUAUGUCCGAGAGACCCUCUACAUUGAUAACAACAAAUUUACGACAAAGAACAAUGGUGUAUCCGUUUAUGUCCGAGGGAAUCCGGGUGGUUAUCUAUGGAGAAACGUACCUACAAAGAGCAUACAACCGAACAAAAACCCUAAAAUCACGUCUUUGCAAACGAUCCCGACCAGUUCGGCCUACACACACCAAAAGUGUAGUAAGGAGACGGAUACCAGUGGUACAUUUUUGACGAAACUUGAACGAAAUGUUCCAGCGUUUUAUGAAAUUUCCAUGAAGGACCGUGAAGAAGAUUUAUGUUCUGAAAAAGAAACAAGAGAUAUUGAGCCAAUGGCUGUAGACUCUAUAGAAACAAGAGAUAUUGAGCCAAUGGCUGUAGACUAUAUAGAAACAAGAGAUAUUGAGCCAAUGGCUGUAGAUUAUAAAUAUGGAACCCAAUAUUAUAGUAUUGAUGUUGACUCUGAUUCUGAAGAUAAAAAAUUACCCAAUUUUCCUUUCGUUUCAAAACCUUCAAACCAACAGGACAACACCAAUGUCUUUUGUCAGCAUUGUAGCAAAGCAAAGAGAAAAGUAACUAAAACAGCGAUGGAAGAAAUGGUUGGAGACGAAAGGAAAAUAAAAUAUAGAGAAGAGGCUGCAAUCAAUUCACAUGAUAUUCCAAGAAAUUCCAUUUAUAGUCCCUUUUUGAGUUCCAAUUCAAAGAUAUAUGAACCAUUGGAGAAUAGGGAUGCUGUUGUGACUAUUCGUAAUGAAACCACAUACGUGAUUGACAACUUCCGUAAAUGCUCCGAAUUAAAACACUGUAAUUUUGGUCGAUUUUGUUUAAUUUUGUUAGUUAUAGCUUUAUUGUGUUUAUUUGGAAUCAUAAUACAUGAAGUAACUUAAUGACAUUUUAGCCGACUUCAGAGAAAUAAUCUUCAUGCUUGUUUCUAUAGGUAUGAUGAAGAAUACAGAGUACUGUACGUGUAGUAUUCAUCUAUAAAAGCAUUUCUACGUUGGUUUUGAAUUACGUUACAUCCUAAGACUGUGUCAUAUUUGAAUUGGAUCUUGGAAAAUACGAA
Molecule: messenger RNA, 1632 nt
Organism: Magallana angulata
Lineage: Eukaryota; Metazoa; Mollusca; Bivalvia; Ostreida; Ostreidae
Exons: 1
Coding region: 326-1456 (376 amino acids)
Source: RefSeq, a predicted model, not a curated record